Drosophila subpulchrella is the source of this 2953-nucleotide messenger RNA. RefSeq lists its product as uncharacterized. The record is from RefSeq and is a predicted model, not a curated record. Lineage: Eukaryota; Metazoa; Arthropoda; Insecta; Diptera; Drosophilidae. The coding region runs from base 292 to 2712 and encodes 806 amino acids. The transcript has 2 exons. Gene Ontology annotation, molecular function: sequence-specific DNA binding.
GUCUACGCCAGAAUUGGCAAAUGAAAAACGGGCGUACAUCAGUGAUGUGAUGAAAACAUCGAUAGUCGCCAUAAAACAUACUAAAGUUGCUUGAAAUACCGAUGCAUCGAUGUUCUACCACCUCUAAGCGUCAGUCAGCUGAUUUUAACCGACUAUUUAUUUUUAUCUCCCAAACAAACAAGAUUCUGCAGAAUUAAAUGAUGCUAACUGGUUAAAAGCCGUGCUUAUCUGGAUCAACCCUAUCUCUUGAGUUUCCUGGAAAUAUAUAGUAUACAGAUUACAUAUUAUAAAAUGGAAGAAGUUCAGGUUAAAGAUGAGCCGCAAUCGGACGACGAGGACCUCAGAUUGGAGGAAAUGGAGGUCGAUAUUAAAAUGGAGCCUCUGAUGGUGGAGCCCGAGUCAGAAGAGGACUUCUCGAUGCAGGAUGAGAUCUCUGUCAAGGUGGAGUGCACAAUGCUGGAGAAAGUGAAGGAAGAACCUGCAUUUUCGAGUAGCGACCACACCAGUCUGGCCAUCUGUUGUAUCCCCAGUUGCGGGCAGAAGCAGACCAGUCAAAUCCGGUUGUUCGGCUUUCCCAGGGAUAAGAUACUCCUGUUCCCUUGGCUGGUGAACACCCAAGUAAAGCCUCGCCUGGUUAAUCCCGCAGAGCUUUACGUGUGUCAACAGCACUUUGUACCCGAAGCUAUACAAGGAAAUAACCUCUUCAUCUGGGCGUUGCCCACACUGCUCCUCGGUCACGAAGACUAUAUAAUACCGAACUUAGCCCAGGGCACUGAACAUGUAAUGAGAUACAUCUGUGAGAACUAUUGCUCCGUGCCCUGCUGCUUCCGGGCCAAGGACGAUGGAUUCGUGCUGAUCGAAUACCCAGGAGACAAAGCCACUCGGCAGAAAUGGAGAUAUCGGUGCCGUCAUAGAGCAGAGGAAGUUGACAAAUACGGCUUUCGGUUGUGCCAAGCGCACUUUCCGUCGAACUGCUUCGAUCCGGACACGGGCGAAUUGUUUGCAGGAUCGUUGCCCUCCAGGGAGCUGUUCCCCUGCCUGGUUCCGGGAUGUGUUCGGGAUGCAGGCACCCCAGUCGUCUACUACCGCGUGCCACAAAGCACCGCCGAACUGGAUGCCUGGAGCCACAACCUUUUAAUUCCUCCGUCUGUUCUUAAGGCGAAUAAUCAACGCAUUUGCGGGCGACACUUCGAGGACGACUGCUUCAGGGCCAACAAAACUCUCCUCUUGGGCUCGCUGCCCACUCUAUUCCUGGGUCAUCACAACGAAAUCCUGCCCAAUCCGAAAAUGGUAAAAGCACAGCGCGUUACUUGCAGUGUUCCCAGCUGUGGUCGCAUUCGGAGGAGAUGCGGCCUUAAGUUUGUAUUGUUUCCCAAGUCCCAGGGUUUAAUCAAAAAGUGGAUGCACAACAUGCGACUGGACGCCAGCAUCAAGAAUGUGCAAAGCCUAUUGGUAUGCCAUGAGCACUUUGAGAAGCACUGUUUUGAAACGAUAGGUGGCAAGAGGCGACUGCGAUGUGGUUCCAUACCAACCCUGAAGCUUGGUCACUCCCAUCGCGACCUGCACGAGUCCGACAGCGAUUUGAUGCCCGGAAAAACCAAGAAAAAGAUAUUGUCCUGGUUUAAAAAGAACAGAUUCGAUUGCUGCUACCCAUGGUGUAGGUGGCCGGAUAAAGUGCGUGCCUACGAUCUGCCGCGUACGGAGAAGCUGCGCGCGGCUUGGCUGAAGCACAUGAACAUUCAGGAACCCUCUGCUGUUACAAAGAAAACCCUAAAGCUAUGCCGGCUGCACUUUGUAAUUCUGUACGAGCACAGUGGCAAGGAGUGCCUCGAUCAUGUUCCCGACGAAACUCUAGAUGCUUAUUACAAGGAGGCCCGGAGUAAAGCAUCCAUAGUGGAAAUCAGCUGUGCUGUCAAAGGAUGCGAUACCCUUCGGCCCAGAGAUGGUGGCACCCUGCAUAAUAUAAAAAUGUAUAAGGAACUUCGCCAGAUGUGGCUGGAGAACUGCCAGAUAACAUUAGAAUCGCUGAGCUCAUGCCAUCGGGUGUGUAGUAAGCACUUUGAACCGGAGUGCUUUUUAAACGGGCGACUGCUGGGAUGGAGUGUGCCCACCCUGCAUCUGCCGGGCAAGGCUAUCCAUCAGAGUAUUACCGAAGAGCAGUGGAAGAUAUACCGACAGGCAGAGAGACUUAACGAGCUGGGGGUAGUGGAGGAGGAUGUGGAAUAUUUGGAGUCAAAUCCCGUUGACGGAGAAGUCCCCAACGUGAUCGAGGAGCAGCCCAAAGACCAGUGCCUGGAAGUGGUUCUAGAAGUGUCCCAGGGGCACAAACGCCAUUCAAGGCUGCACACCGAGAAGAUCCUCUUCAACCCGAAGAAGUGCAGUGAAAAUCGCUGCGCCGUUCCUGGUUGCCCUAUUACCUUUAAGGAUGUAACCAGAACAUUCCGGCUCCACAAACUACCCGUUUCCGAAGGUGCCGCCGAAAUGUGGCUACACAACUCCCAGGUGAAGAUCGACAAAGAGUACUGGCCAGACUUUCGGAUCUGUGCCCACCAUUUUGAGCAGGAUUGCUUUAUAGGAUCCAGGCUGAGGCCGGGGGCAGUGCCCACGCUUUCCAUGGGAAGUGAAUCUCUAGAAUUGAUGUACGAUAGUGAGUGGAAUAAAAAAGAAAAGAAACCUCCGUCCCGAUUUCCAAGGGCAGUAAAGAAUUGUUGAUGAUAAUUCUGUUAUAUUCCGAUCACAAAAAAGUAUAUCAUUUUUUAGGAAUAAUGUUAAUAAUGUUUUUUAGAAUAAUGUUAAUUUCAAAUGAAUUUCCUUAGCAAAAGCUAUAGUUUAAUAUUUUGUCAGCUUAGAAACCAAUUUUUAUUUUAUUUUUUUUAAGUAUAGGUAAAAAAGUUAUAAGACAAUAUCAUUUGUAUCGCUUUAACAUGCGAAUAAUGUUAAAUUUAUAUGAAGU